Messenger RNA from Equus quagga, 3196 nucleotides. RefSeq names its product TAO kinase 3 (gene TAOK3). Gene Ontology annotation, biological process: protein phosphorylation; execution phase of apoptosis. The transcript has 21 exons. The record is from RefSeq and is a predicted model, not a curated record. Gene Ontology annotation, molecular function: ATP binding; protein kinase activity. Lineage: Eukaryota; Metazoa; Chordata; Mammalia; Perissodactyla; Equidae. Bases 478 to 3174 code for a protein of 898 amino acids.
CGGGUGCGAUUGGCCACCCCUGGCAGGAGCCGCACCUCGGACAGCAGCAGCGGCGGCCGCGGGAGGGUCCGUGUGGCGCCCGGCGGCGGGAUCCUGCGCGAGAGAGUGGGACCCGACGCGGAGACCGCGGGCGGAGGCUCCCCGCGGCCGCACUGGGCCCUCAGCGACCGGACCCGGGGAUCCUCUGGGGGACAAGCGGCAGAAGAGCGACUCGGGAACAAGUGUGGGAGAGGAAGCGGCGGCGGCGACGCCGGGCCCGGGGGUGGUGACAGCAGGUCUGAGGUGCACCAUAAAUACAAAAGACUGAAGUUAUAAAAGAGAAUAAAAAUAUUGCUGCUAAAAUGAAUCUGAGCAACACAGUAUAUUUUGUGCCAUAUACAAAAAGGUACUAAACAUUUACCAAAAAAGUAAUUUGUCAAUGAGAGAUAAAGCUGACUGGGAUAUCAAAAGCAAAGCGCUUGCAAAUAACUGGUCAUCAUGCGUAAAGGGGUGCCAAAGGACCCAGAGAUUGCUGAUCUAUUCUACAAAGAUGAUCCUGAAGAACUUUUUAUUGGUUUGCAUGAAAUUGGACAUGGAAGUUUUGGAGCAGUUUAUUUUGCCACAAAUGCUCACACCAAUGAGGUGGUGGCAGUUAAGAAAAUGUCCUAUAGUGGGAAGCAGACACAUGAGAAAUGGCAAGAUAUUCUUAAGGAAGUCAAAUUUUUACGACAGUUGAAGCAUCCUAAUACCAUUGAGUACAAAGGUUGUUACUUGAAAGAGCACACUGCUUGGUUGGUGAUGGAGUAUUGCUUAGGCUCAGCCUCUGAUUUGUUAGAAGUUCAUAAGAAACCACUUCAGGAAGUAGAGAUCGCUGCCAUUACUCAUGGUGCCUUGCAGGGGCUAGCCUACCUGCAUUCUCAUGCAUUGAUUCAUAGGGAUAUUAAAGCAGGAAAUAUUCUUCUAACAGAGCCAGGUCAGGUGAAACUAGCUGAUUUUGGAUCUGCUUCAAUGGCUUCUCCUGCUAACUCCUUCGUGGGCACACCUUACUGGAUGGCUCCAGAGGUGAUCUUAGCUAUGGACGAAGGACAGUAUGAUGGGAAAGUGGAUAUUUGGUCACUUGGGAUCACCUGUAUUGAACUGGCGGAACGGAAGCCCCCCCUUUUCAACAUGAAUGCAAUGAGUGCCUUAUAUCACAUUGCCCAGAAUGACUCCCCAACGUUACAGUCUAAUGAAUGGACAGACUCCUUUAGGAGAUUUGUUGAUUACUGCUUGCAGAAAAUACCUCAGGAAAGGCCAACGUCAGCAGAACUAUUACGGCAUGACUUUGUUCGACGAGAACGGCCACUACGAGUCCUAAUUGACCUCAUACAGAGGACAAAAGAUGCUGUCCGUGAUCUAGAUAACCUACAGUACCGAAAAAUGAAAAAAAUCCUUUUCCAAGAGACACGAAAUGGACCCUUGAAUGAGUCACAGGAGGAUGAAGAAGACAGUGAACACGGAACCAGCCUGAGCAGGGAAAUGGACAGCCUGGGAAGCAACCAUUCCAUCCCGAGCAUGUCUGUGAGCACAGGCAGCCAGAGCAGCAGUGUGAACAGCAUGCAGGAGGUCAUGGAUGAGAGCAGCCCUGAACCUGUCAUGAUGCACGCUGACGAAAGCCCAGUCAAUUCCACCUCCUCUGUUGUGCACAAGAAGGAUCAUGUAUUCAUAAGGGAUGAGGCGGGCCACGGCGAUCCCAGGCCUGAGCCGCGGCCUACCCAGUCAGUUCAGAGCCAGGCCCUCCACUACCGGAACAGAGAGCGCUUUGCCACGAUCAAAUCAGCAUCUUUGGUUACACGCCAGAUCCAUGAGCAUGAGCAGGAGAACGAGUUGCGGGAACAGAUGUCAGGUUAUAAGCGGAUGCGGCGCCAGCACCAGAAGCAGCUGAUCGCCCUGGAGAACAAGCUGAAGGCUGAGAUGGACGAGCACCGCCUCAAGCUACAGAAGGAGGUGGAGACACAUGCCAACAACUCGUCCAUCGAGCUGGAGAAGCUGGCCAAGAAGCAAGUGGCUAUCAUAGAAAAGGAGGCAAAGGUAGCUGCAGCAGAUGAGAAGAAGUUCCAGCAACAGAUCUUGGCCCAGCAGAAGAAAGAUUUGACAACUUUCUUAGAAAGUCAGAAGAAGCAGUAUAAGAUUUGUAAGGAAAAAAUAAAAGAGGAGAUGAAUGAGGACCAUAGCACACCCAAGAAAGAAAAGCAAGAGCGGAUAUCCAAGCAUAAAGAGAACUUGCAGCACACACAGGCUGAAGAGGAAGCCCACCUUCUGACUCAGCAGAGACUGUACUACGAAAAAAACUGUCGUUUCUUCAAGCGGAAAAUAAUGAUCAAGCGGCACGAGGUGGAGCAGCAGAACAUUCGGGAGGAAUUAAAUAAAAAGAGGACCCAGAAGGAGAUGGAGCAUGCUAUGCUAAUCCGGCACGACGAGUCCACCCGAGAGCUAGAGUACAGGCAGCUGCACACGUUACAGAAGCUACGCAUGGAUCUGAUCCGUCUACAGCACCAGACUGAACUGGAAAACCAGCUGGAGUACAAUAAAAGGCGAGAAAGGGAACUGCACAGAAAGCAUGUCAUGGAACUUCGGCAACAGCCAAAAAACUUAAAGGCCAUGGAAAUGCAAAUUAAAAAACAGUUUCAGGACACUUGCAAAGUACAGACCAAACAGUAUAAAGCACUCAAGAAUCACCAGUUGGAAGUUACUCCAAAGAAUGAGCACAAAACAAUCUUAAAGACACUGAAAGAUGAGCAGACGAGAAAACUUGCCAUUUUGGCAGAGCAGUAUGAACAGAGUAUAAAUGAGAUGAUGGCCUCUCAAGCGUUACGGCUAGAUGAGGCUCAAGAAGCAGAAUGCCAGGCCUUGAGGCUACAGCUCCAGCAGGAAAUGGAGCUGCUCAAUGCCUACCAGAGCAAAAUCAAGAUGCAAACAGAGGCACAACAUGAACGUGAGCUCCAGAAGCUAGAGCAGAGGGUGUCUCUGCGCAGAGCACAUCUUGAGCAGAAGAUUGAAGAAGAGCUGGCUGCCCUUCAGAAGGAACGCAGCGAGAGAAUAAAGUACCUAUUGGAAAGGCAAGAGCGAGAGAUUGAAACUUUUGACAUGGAGAGCCUCAGAAUGGGAUUUGGGAAUUUGGUUACAUUAGAUUUUCCUAAGGAGGACUAUAGAUGAGAUUAAAUUUUUUUGCCAUUUA